Molecule: messenger RNA, 1825 nt
Organism: Caenorhabditis sp. 36 PRJEB53466
Lineage: Eukaryota; Metazoa; Nematoda; Chromadorea; Rhabditida; Rhabditidae
Source: the annotation of a GenBank genome assembly
AUGCAAUCUCAACAAAGACCGCCUGUACCGCAAGUGGCGAGGUACCAACAACACCAGGUUUGUUAAUAUGCUUGUUUUAUUCUAAAAAUUGAAAAAAAUUCAAUGUUCAGCAGGCGGGAACUCCGCAACAGAUGCGUCGGCCGAUCAACGUGCCUUUGCCGGGCCAGUCGGCUCAAAUGCAGCCGAAUCGGGCCCAGCAGCCGCCGAAAAAGAAAAAGAGAUAUGCGGACAAGCUCAUUCAGCCAAAGGUAGGCCGCCAUCUUCCGGAAAUUUUUAAAAUUCUCACUUUAGGUACGUGAAUUGGUGCCGGAAUCGCAGGCAUACAUGGACCUUUUGGCGUUCGAACAAAAAUUGGAUUCGACAAUAACGCGUAAGAAGAUGGACGUACAGGAGGCUCUGAAGCGGCCGCAAAAGAUCAAAAAGCGACUAAGAAUCUACAUUUCGCACACUUUUAUCGCCGGAAAAGAGCCGGAGAAGGAGACGGACGAGGCGGCCGUUCCGAUGUGGGAACUCCGCGUCGAAGGACGUCUUCUCGACGAUAUGGUAAGCAGCGAAGCACUGUUUUUUGAGGGAAAAUACCGAAAAGUUGCAAAUUGUUUAGUCUCCAUUGCAAGUAUGCUUUUCACAAAAAAUUUCAGCAACCGCCGGCGCCGGGAGUGAACCCUCGUCCGUUGCCGAAGCGCAAGUUCAGUUCGUUCUUCAAAUCGCUUGUGAUCGAGUUGGACAAGGACAUUUACGGUCCCGACAACCACCUCGUCGAGUGGCACCGGACCCCGCAGACGAACGAAACGGACGGAUUUCAAGUGAAGCGUCCCGGGGACCGUCCCGUCAAGUGCACAAUAUUACUGCUGCUCGACUAUCAGCCGAUGAAGUUCAAAUUGCAUCCGCGGCUCGCCAAAGUGCUAGGAAUUGCGGCCGAAACCCGGCCACGCAUCAUCGAGGCCCUGUGGCAGUACAUAAAAACGCACAAACUGCAGGAUCCGCAGGAACGCGACACGAUCAACAACGAUCUGUUUCUGGAGCAGUGCUUCGGAGUGAGCAAGAUGCGAUUCAUGGAGAUUCCGCAGAGAUUGCACCAGUUGCUGCAGCAGCCGGACCCUCUCGUACUCAAUCAUCUGAUCCAGAGACCCGAGGACGGGCAGGAGAAGACUUCCGCUUGUUAUGAUAUUGGUGAGGCGAUAAAUUCAAGUGUUUCUAAAACUAUAUCAAUCGAAUGUUCAGAUGUGGAGCUGGAGGACCCGGUGAAGCAGCAAAUGGCGAGUUUUGUGCACAAUCAGAGCAACGCGAACGACAUUCAGCUGCUCGAUCAGAAGAUUUACGAUUUGGUCGACCAGAUCAACGAGAUGAAGCUGCGGCGCGACUUUUUCGUGCGAUUCUCGAACGAGCCGAACACUUUCAUCAAAAAAUGGGUUGUCAGCCAGAAUACGGACCUGAAGACGUUAACGGAGUCGUCCGGAGACGGAGAGGCCGAGCGGUAUGCCCACGCCUACGUCACCAACGAGGCCGACGAGGGAGUUUCCAGGUUUGUACAUGCCUUUAAAAAGUACUUAUUCAAAGUAAUGUGUCUAAGGGAGAAACAUUCUUAAGCGUGCGAAUCUGGAGAAAAAAUUAUUUGUUUCGGAAAAUUGGAAAAAUCGAUAAACAGCAGUUUGCUGCUGAAAAAAUUGAGGAAGAAUUGUAACAAUCUGUACUUUUGAGGUUAAUUCGGAACAACGUCGAGGUACUUUUAAGCAGUGUCAAAUAAUUUUUUUGCAGAUACAUGUACCAGAAAAUCCAACAAAAACGAUCGGAGCUGGAGCAGAGUCUGGGCGUUCGCAACAAUUAA